AUGUCCACUGCCAGUGGCAAACGCGCACUGGCAGCACCCAGUGAUGAUGAACCUGCCACGAAGCACGUCAGAAUUAAUCAUGACGGGAAUUGGCGGACGCCAGUGUUAUCACCUCUGUCGGACGAAGGCAGCUGGUGCAUACUGGAACAAUUCCUUACCACAGAAAUGACAUACCCUCAGAUGGAAGAGGCUUUGUUAUCGCACCUCGGCCCCCAAUACUCAGCAGACGACUGGAAGGACGCCCGAGACGCCUUGUUCUCCGGUGAUGGCAAUGACAGUAUUGCAUUGGCGAAUCUUCUGGCCUUGAAGGCCAGGUACAUGCCUCAGGCCUCAGAUGGUCCAUCGAAAACGAUGCAUCCAGCGAAAGAUUCUCCCGCAGGCGCCUUCGUGUUGAAGACGGAUGGAUACUCGUCAAGAACUCGAAACCAUCGAUUGCGUAGGCGAUCCAACCCCUUCAUCCUCGACGAAGCCGAGGAGGGUGACAAUGAGGACAAGGACGAGGACGAGGAAGGGGAUGGGGAUGGGGAUCAUCGAGCGCGUAGGAGGCGAGCCAAUCCUUUUAUCGAUGACCAGGCAGGGGAAGAUGAAGAUGACAGUCUUUUCGACAAUGAGACAGGGAGUGAAGAUGGCAUUAUGAGAUUGCAGAACGCGACAUGCUUGACAGGACCAUCGGCCAAGGACACAUUGGCUGUAGCGAUCGAUAAAAUCUUCGUCAAGUUCGGAGAGAAAAGCAUCAGUUCUUCGAAAGGACGCCUUUCUUACAGGGCUGCUCGGUUCCCCGACACAAGUAAAAGUAGGACAUAUCUUCUUCAUGUUCACAGAACUGCCACGCCAUAUAUCGCGGAGCACCUAAGUAGCAAGGGAUUUUCUGUUAUCGUGUCAGCCUGGGUACCAGGUCAGCUUCUCUCCAUGAAACAGUAUCUUCUCAUUUCGGAUGAAGAAUUUGGAGUGGUGAAAUGUUCCAAUCUCAAACUUCCAAACCCAUCGUGGGUGAGGAUCAAGCACGGUAAAUAUAAGGGUGACAGCUAUGUGUUCGACUCAGAACAAUCGACUGGUUUUGUGGUAGUCUUGAUUCCUCCGCGAGAAUUCCCAUAUUCAAUGCCUCGUGGAUCUAAGGCGCUCCUCGACCGAUCUCGCCUUCCGAAUGACAAUAGAGUGUCUGACAUCAUUCAUGACGAAAAGGUCGUAGGAUGGUCAUAUAAAGGAGAACGGUACUAUAUGGGACUUUUACUCAAAAUAUUUUACCGUUCUCUCUUAGAACUCGUCGCCUCCCCUCACGCUGAUGACAUUCGACUGCAUUUCCACUCCGGGUGGGACACAUUAUUUGUCAAGAAGUCUAUUGCGUCAUUUUCCAUGCAGUUUUUGCGUGUAGGCAAUGUGGUCAGAGUUCUCAGAGGCGAACUUUAUUCGAAGAUAGGAACGGUCGUGUCAACCGACUAUAUAUUUGGUUCUGUGCACUUAGAACUUACCUUUGACGGCCAUCGAAAAGAAAUUGACCUGCGACUCGAGGACUUAGAGUGCGUCUUUCGGGUUGGGGACACAGUUCGAGUCAUGGCAGGUUCUUACUUGGGCGUGGAAGGACACAUCAUUCAGAUAUUUGAUGAUAUCUGCCACGUUUGUCAAGCGGUAUCGAAGGAAGAGUUGCAAGUUUCGAAGUACUACUUAGAGUGCUGUUCAUUGAAUCACACGUUGCACCUACGGCUACCGAUCCAGCAAAAAUUUGAGCCUUUCCCCGACUGCGACUCGAUACAAGUUGGCGACGAAAUAAAAGUACUUGCAGGAGAGCACAUGGGGAAAUAUGGGGUCGUAGAAUGGUUUCCUGUGGGAGACACCCAAUUGUGGUUCCGAGAUGCGAACCCUAUAUUCACUGGAGACGAUAUCUCCAGACUGCCACUUAUUAAAGUUACCGCGACCUUUGUUCAACAGACGCACAUUGCGCAGACGAUGAAAUUUACGAGGGAGCGGGGUUAUGAUGUCAGACCUGGAGACUUCGUGAGUGUAGCUCGCGGGCCGAAGUAUCAGACGAAAGGUGUUGUUCAAAGUGUCGACUUCCGGAAGGCUCAUUUGACGCUGCUGUCUGAAGGCAAUGCUUCUCUUAUUGACGUUCCAAUUGGAUUCGUCAUGAAAUUAAGCAAUGCGGACUUGGAUUCGUUGAAAGAGAUCAUUGGUCAAGAAGUAUUUAUUGUUGGAGGUGACCGGAAAGGCUUCCGAGCCACGCUAUAUGGUCUCGGGAGUGACCUUUGCACAGUUGCUGUGCAUGGGCAGGCACGUAUCACUUUGAAAAAUCAAGACGUUGUUACCAGUUAUGGUAUGAGGCUCAAUGGUGCAAUACUUGAAGCACCGGAUCUAGCUUCAUUCUGCGAGAUGCGAAAAAGAUCGUACUUGCCAUCACCGCAUCAAAGAAAAAUUACGCCUCCUCCUGAACGAUUUCCUCCCGCUAGCCGCACAGAUUCCAGCCUGUCGUCACCUAACAUGUGGACCACGUGGAACACCAGCGCCAAGGGUAUCCAUAUCGCGGACAACCCUUCCUCGAGUGCCCAUCCCAGCUUGUCAACAUUUGACCCUUGGACUCUCAACGCCCAAGACAUCCAAGAUAACAUUCGCACCAAUUCUGAGGAACUCCGGGACAGUGGCCCCCUACCUUGGUUGAUGAGUCGAGAAUUUUCUUCGACGUUCCUUAAGCAUCACGCAGUGUUGAAAGUCUCCCCGAGCUUCAUGGGUGGCAGGCUACACAAACAGUUUGUAUUCACUGCCAUUCCUGACCCAUUCUGCGGCGCGAAUGGACCUGCACCCACGGGCUGCAUCUCAGCAUUUUGUACAUCUAACAGCGCAGGCGCCGCGCUUCAACACUACCAUAUCCCGGCUAAGGAUCUCCAUCUAGCUCCUCCACGCAAAAAAAACCAACGGUGCCUUGUUUUGGAUGGUGAUUCAUGCGGUCAGAUCGUAACUGUCGCGAAAUGCAAUGCUAAGAAAAAUACCAUUGAUGUGAUUACCGAUUUGUAUGGUGGAACAGGGACAUGA
Molecule: messenger RNA, 3021 nt
Organism: Suillus fuscotomentosus
Lineage: Eukaryota; Fungi; Basidiomycota; Agaricomycetes; Boletales; Suillaceae
Exons: 11
Coding region: 1-3021 (1006 amino acids)
Source: RefSeq, a predicted model, not a curated record